Molecule: messenger RNA, 1146 nt
Organism: Setaria italica (foxtail millet)
Lineage: Eukaryota; Viridiplantae; Streptophyta; Magnoliopsida; Poales; Poaceae
Product: probable calcium-binding protein CML18
Exons: 1
Coding region: 102-641 (179 amino acids)
Molecular function (GO): calcium ion binding
Source: RefSeq, a predicted model, not a curated record
GCGCGUAGCUUCGCCGCGACGUCCACGGAUAAAAAAGCAGGAGCCCGGAUUGAGAGGGGGAAGACGCGUCUCGAGGACAGAGAAAGAGAGAGGGAAGGAGCAUGGCGAGCGUCAACAAGGGCAGGGACUCGGCGAAGGCGGCGGCGGGCGGGGCAGUGGGAGGGGGAGGGGGUGUGGGGAUGCCGGCGGCGGAGGUGGAGCAGGUGUUCCGGCGCUACGACGCCAACGGCGACGGCAAGAUCUCGGCGGAGGAGCUGGCGUCCGUGCUGCGGGCGCUGGGCGCGCCACCGGGGCCCGGGGAGGUGCGCCGCAUGAUGGACGAGAUGGACGCUGACCGCGACGGCUUCGUCGACCUCGCCGAGUUCGUCGCCUUCCACUGCGGGCCCAGCGGCGGCGCCGGCGCCGGGGAGGGGCAGGAGGACGCCACGGAGGCCGAGCUGCGGGAGGCGUUCCGCAUGUACGACGCCGACCACAACGGGCUCAUCUCCGCGCGGGAGCUCCACCGCGUGCUCCGCCAGCUCGGGGAUAAGUGCUCCGUCGCAGACUGCUCAAGGAUGAUCCGCUCCGUCGACGCCGACGGCGACGGCAGCGUCAACUUCGACGAGUUCAAGAAGAUGAUGGGCGCCGGAGCCAGGCGCUAGCCGCUAGAGGAGGAAUUCGAACCAGCCAAGCAAGACCGAGCUAACAAGUACCUGCUUCUGGCUCCAUGACUCCAAUCCACCCUCCAAGGUUUAACUAGUUCCUGCAUACGUGGUUUACUUAGCUAAUGAAGAUUAAGCUUAAUUGGGUAACCUGCAAUCCAGCUAAAUGGCCUUCAAUUUUAGCCUUUCUUUUAUUUAGUACUCCGUAAUACUCUACUACCAGUAGCGAACACGGUUUUAGAGGCACUCUGAUUUGAUGGUGAACAGGGGAAGCGAUCUUGUCGUGUAAAGCAAAGGUGUGACCUUUUACUGCUUUUGUGUCUGCUCCUAUCUGUAAUCUAAUUGACUAAUCACUGCUUUCGCUCAAGGAGGAACUUUAAUCCCUUUGUUUAAUUUGCCGAGGGCCAGGUGUAGAUGCUUACCCUUCACUCAGACCUGAAAACAUAUUGCUGUUAACUAGUAUUCCAGUAUAUGCACACAAUCUGAAUGUUUUCUUCAGAAAAUC